This is a messenger RNA of Eruca vesicaria subsp. sativa (arugula), 186 nucleotides long. Lineage: Eukaryota; Viridiplantae; Streptophyta; Magnoliopsida; Brassicales; Brassicaceae. The record is from the annotation of a GenBank genome assembly.
AUGAACUCUUUGGUGGGUGCUGAGCAUGAUCAACUCGCUGCUGCUUCCAAAGCUGAUGACGAUGUGAACUUUUAUCAAACAGUGAACCCUGAUGUUGCCAAGAUGUUCCACAUCGAUCCGGACUCUAAACGGCCUGCUCUUGUGUCUUUCACCGAUAGAGAUUAUCACCCUGCUAUACGAAAAUGA